GAUGGUCUGUUGAAAACUGAAGAAAAUGGUGACCCACAUGGAGGUGAGGUUGAAGCAGCAAGGUGUCAUUGAAUUUUUGGCAGCCUGUACUAAUUCAUCGCCAAAUGACAGCUGUUUAUGGGGACUCUCCUGUUUACGUCAGUAUGAAUUUGUACAUCACUAUGGUUGGGUUGUCAUCAGUUCAAAAUGCUCCUUUAAAAGUAGUUUUUGUGAUCCACUUCGUUUUGACAGCAUGGGGCAUACAAGGCGAAUGGUGUCCAAAAUCUUAUUUGUUUUAUAAUUCAAUGUUUCUUGCAAUCCUGCUUUGGGGCAUAUAUCAGAAGGAUUCUGAGGAACCAAUGCAGCUCGCUGUGGUCUUGAGUGCUUGCUGUAUGUUCCUAGAUGUGGUACUACUCAGUAUCUACUUUCCAAACACAACAUAUUCUAGUGAACGAUUCAGUGUUGGAAUGGCCAUCUUAAACCUGGUUAUCCGUCCAGUAACAUUUCUGGUGUUCUACCGCACGUACGCAGAUAGGGCUGAAGCAGUCGGAACUGGAAUAUCUAACCUUUUUGGCCGAGGCCAUCGUAGUCAACCUUAUGAAGACAUUGACAGUUUGGUUCACCAGAGAGUGCCACAUGAUGAAGCGUCUAGACCAGGUCAUUCACCUGGUGCACCUGAUACCAAGAUGCCUCCGCCUUACCAUAACUAAGAUGACUGUCGACUGAUUUGCAACCUUGUUGAUAUUUUUUAAGACUACUUGCCUACAGUUUGAGCUGCCAGAUGACAUAGAAACACAAGGUGUUCAAAGCAACAAUUAUUUUUCUACUUAAUGUAGUGGAUGUGGAAUUCCAGCACAUGUAUUAUAAGUGCAAUUUUGUAUCUACUAAGUGUUUUGUUAUCUUAAUGUACAUAAAAACUUUUAUCAGUGAAUGAUAUUAUUAGCAUGGAACGAAAUGCAUAAUACAUACCAUUUUUUAUUGUCAUUGAACUGUAUGUUUCUUGUUGUACAUCACCCAAAAAAAAAAUUUAUUUACAUUCGCAGCUAGAUUUCAGUGUGUUUUUAUAUAAUUGUUAGCUUUCAUAUUUAAAUCUUCUCUGCAGUGAUCUCAAAAUCACUAAUGAAGAAUAAAAAGGAAAAUUAAAAGAAAAGUUAGUUGUGUGACAGACAUAAAGUGGCUGUAUUCAGAAUGGGGGUUACACAUUCAUUUUGGAUUAUAUUUUAAUUGCCAUUUGUAAUGUCAAAGAAAGAAUUUUUUUCUCAAUUGAUUGACCUUCUUUGAGUAACAAUAACUAUACUCGUAUGUUAUUUGAAUUGCAAACUAAUUUUGAGUUUUACGGACAUCUGUUUGGCUUAACUGGAAAAGAGUGCUGCGUGGCUGGCAAGCAGUGCAGUGAACAACACAUCAUGCCUUUCCCACAAGGCACAUAAGAGGAAUUAACUAUAUUGAUGUGUGUACUUACAUGGGGAGGGUAGACUUGGGAAAUUCACCACUUGAAAUAAUAAAGCGCACUGGCAAGCCAAUUCUAAUAAAAAUAAAAAUUUUAAAGAUCCAGCAUACUGUAUAUACUAGUUACGUUUCACUCUGGUCAAAGGCACUGCAGCCUAGAUGGUAACAUACAUGCUUGCCACCCAGAUGCUUGGGUUACAAUUCUCCCUGAUGGUUAGUGGGACUGUUGGCUAAAAUACAGUAGAACCUCGAUGAUACAUUCCCGUUUCAUACAUUUUCCCGUGUCAUACGCCGAUUAAUUUUGGUCCCGCCGAAAGUACUAUAUUUACAAUGGUUUACUUUCCCGGAACAUACACUUAUAAAAUCGUUAAUUUCCCGUUUCAUACGUUUUUCCAAAGCGGAAAAGCCCUAAAAUUCUCAAUUUUUUUUUGUUAUAUUCCUCCUGAUAAACUACGUUUUAAUGCUUUUAUUUUGAAAAACGUUCAUUGUUUACCUUUGCAAAAGUAAGAAAAUAACUUUAUCAUACCAUAGAUAUGGGUAGUAUCAGGAAGACUGUGCACUUCGCUAGUAGCAUCUAUGGCCAGCACCGAGCGAGACUAGUGGCGCAAACUGGCAAUGAUGAAAAUGGUGCACGUGCUUUACCAAGGCACGGAUCUCAUAUUUUGUGCAUUCAGUAAUCUUUGAACUGAAUAUACCCGUUUGUUAUUGUUUUCUUACGAACGGAUUGUUUUGUAAUUUACGUUUCUCAAGUUAAAAUUUUAUUGAAAAUUGUUCUGUUGCAUAAAGUUGUUUGUAAAAUGAAACAAACAAGCAAAAAUUUCUGAUUUUCUAUUUGCAAUAGCCUAAUUUUUUAAAUUUCUAAUUUAGGCUUGGUGACUUUUCCCCCCUUCCAAGAAAGGACUUCAUAACAUUUUGUAAGGCCACUGUUUCUCAUGUCAGCUUUACUUGAUUAUGGACUGCAUUUUACAUUUCUGGUGGUUUUAUUAUAUGUAUAUAUAAUGAAUUCAUAUCUUUCAUUAUGCAAUUAUUUACACAUUAUGUAUUUAAGUUUAAUCUGACAUUGUGCUGGUAUGCUAGGUUGAAAAAAAAAAUAUUAUUGCCAUUCCCUUUUCAUACACUUUCCCGCAUCAUACACCAUUUUUGUGCCCUCCGUUGAAAAGUGUAUGACAGGGGUUCUACUGUAUUUCAUGGAAGAUACCAAUGUUGUGUAAUAUACAACAAUGCUUCAAUACUGCCUAAGUAAUCAAUUUUGUUAGGUUUUUUUUGCGUAAAAUUUGAAGAAAAUUCAGGCGAGAAAACCAAUAUGUUGUAAGUCAUGUGUAAUAUUGGGGUUAAUUUAAUACAUAGAAAAAAGUGCAAUUUUUUGAUUGUUGUAAUGAUAGUUAAGAAUAGUUAAAGGUACUGUGUGUUUUUGUUUGAACAGUUAAGUUAUGUGAAAUAUAAUACAUGUAAUAAAACAUGAAUUAUAAUAGUUAAGAAUUGUUAAAGGUACUGUGUGUGUUUGUUUGAACAGUUAAUUUAUAUGAAAUAGAAUACAUGUAAUGAAACAUGAAUUAUAAUUCUUAUACAGAAUGUUACAAAAUUGCGGAGCAUAAAUUUGAUGGGUGGCAAGGAAUGCCAAACAAUCUAUAUUUGGGCUAGAACUAAUGUUCAGAAAUGCAACCCUGCAAAGUUUACAGGUGCGAACAGUAGUGUGUAAAUUUGAAUUUUGCGUGCAUUGGGGCACUGCUCCACUAACUGAGAGGUUCAAACGUUACACAGAAAGCAGGCAAUGAGCUGGACACAGGCAUUUAGAAUUAGCUGUACGCACUAGCAACCAGUGGUCUGGUGUUCAGCACCCUUAGUGGUAUCAAACUCCCGGUUCAGGCAGCCACUGGUAAAGCUUAUGGAGGUCUCCCUGUUUGGUACAUUUGCAUUAUGAAAGCACCGUUGGUGAAUGUGCACUGCUCCUGCCACAAUUAUUUUCACCUGCUCAUGCACAAUUAACUCGUGAACCAUCUCUGCGAAUUUAAAUUCUUUCAUGCUAUUGCUUUUUGUUAAAUCUGUAAUUGCAGCAGCCUACUAAGUAACUGUCAACACUGUGCUAAUUGCCCAAAGCCAAAUGUAAGCGUACCAGAACCAAUCAUCCACUGUGCUCUAGACCAGACUGCUGGUUGCUAAAGUGUAUGGCUGUGGAGCAUUUGAAUGUCACUCUGCUGUGAUUGCACAUCUCUUCUCAACCAGUGUAGUGGUGUCCUGAUGCGUGCAAAAUCAAAUUUGUGCGUUACUAUAACUUUGCAGAGUUGCGUUUCUGGACGUACAUAAAACCCUCUUUAAAAAGUACCACUUUCGAAAACUUCCUGCUUAGUAAUUAAUAAAAAAAAAAUAUAUCACUUACUCUAUUAUACAUACUAUUUUCCUUUCAAUAAGUUUAAAUUUCUAAGUAUCUUGAAAAACUUGUUAACAGGAUUUACUGUAUGUUUCUUAAGAAAAAAAUUUUUUUUGGUAUUCUUGCCAUCUAUUAUAUUUAUGCCCCGGAAAUUCCAAACACACUAAAUGUUUGAAUGAUUAAAGUCAAACCAUCGUAUUGGCUGAACAUAAAUGAUGUGUAUAUUUUUAUUGUAUUUACAAUUCCUUACGUUUAAAUUUGUUUAUCAUUUAGCCUUGAAGAAUUUAUUUUGUGAUUUUAUGAAUUACUUCAAUUGUAAUGUGAAAUAUCCCUUUUUUGAACUUGCGGAUUUUCAAUGUUUUAAUUCUGUUAAUCAUUUACCAAAACAUCAAAAUGUAAUUUUGGUUUCAAACUAACUUAAGGAACUAAUUCUUUAAGACAGCUGCUUUUCUAAGGAGAAAAAAAAUGGUUCUUGAGGACUGCUAAUUUUUAUUGAUUAUCUCCAAAAAGGGAUUUUUUUUUCCACUGUAUUCUAAAAAACUUGAUAGUGGAGAGGACAGAUAAGACCACAAAAAUUGUUAUGUAAAAAUCAUUAAAAAAUAUAUAUAUAUUAAUUCAAAUUUCUCAGAAUUGUUGUAGCAUUGGAUCAAAAGUGAUUGUAAUUAUUUUUCAUCAGUAUUUACCUCCAAAGUUUUCCUUAAUUUCAAAGCCCUCUUCAACCACCCAGUUUUCCUGAAUCCAUGAAUAUAUAAGAAUUUAAAUAGAAUCUAUGAUUUUACCAUAUUUUCAAUGUGAGUGGAAACCUAACCAAACUUUCAUUUAAGUUAUGAUCACUCAGGGUAGAAUCCAUACUCGUAUCAUUCCUCAAAACAAGCAUUGCUUGUAAAUGUACUUAAGUGUUAGGUAUUUUCAAUUUAUGGUUCCUGAAACAAGUAUUAGUUAUUAGCAACAAAAAACACUGGAAGCCUCGCCUUACAUUCAAGAAGUACAGUAAAAUAGUUUAACAAACCUUAAAAAAAAAGAAAAGAAAUACCAUGAUAUAAGUAUCAAAUAAUAUAAAUGACUUUUAAAUUAAUUCCCAAAUAUGUCAAAUUAAACUCUCACAAAAAAGUUUCUUGAACUAUUUGGAAAGGUCCAUAAAAAUUGUGAAUAUUAAUUUACUUGCACAUAUGGAGUCCAACAUGCCGAACAUGAACAAUCCAAUGGAAAAUAAAACAGUUUAAGGUAAAAACAUUCUUGUAAUAUUACAGCACCCUGUGACAAAGUGAUGAUAUAUGUGGAAAAAAAUUAUUUAGUUAGUAAAUUCAUGUUCUUUCUGAUAAGCUGCUCUCUUUCAGAAUCACCUUUAAAAUUUCUAGCAAUUAUACUCUGUUUAAAGCAAAAUAUUCUUUAAGAUACAGACAGCAAUGUGUCUUUGUACUGUACACAACUGAAAUAAAUAGAAAUAAUAUUUUUUCUAAAGAUCAUUCCAAAUAAUUUACAAGAAAAUACACUCAGGUAUGAUGAUAGCAAUCACUGCUUUUAAAGUGUUGCCAACAAUUUUGUAAUACUUUUUGCGUGGCAUGUUCAUCAUCAUUUAAAGUUAAUAGAAAAUAUGUUUUUCAAAAUUUGAAAUUUUGAUCAGUCAGGUGUGUGUCUAGUCUAUAUAGCCCUUAUACACUUAGUUGGGGUUCUAUAUGUAAGUUAAUUCUGGAUACAGCCAUGUUUAAUUGUAUCACCAAUAACAAUUUUAUUUUCUAAAUGGUAUUUUAUAAUACAUAGUUUAGUAAGAUGUCUAUGUGCUUGUGUCUUCAUAUUAAUGCAUUUAUAGUAGUGUAAUAUAAUAUAUGCUUUUUUCUUUUGCCUGCCCUGGGAUUUAGUUUUGAGCCAGACCUAGUUUAUUGCAGUCAAGCUAAGUUGAUUGUGUAAUGUUUGGAUGCACCACUGUGUAAACAAUGUUUUUGUUAUUUACAUUAUGUCCAGACAACAUGCAACUUGGUUACAAACAUGCAUUUAAAAUUCUUAUUGUUGUUUAAAUUUUUAUAUGUGACAUAAAGACAAAGAUGUUUUGCUUUUACAA
This is a messenger RNA of Bacillus rossius redtenbacheri, 5855 nucleotides long. RefSeq names its product type-1 angiotensin II receptor-associated protein. The coding region runs from base 105 to 689 and encodes 194 amino acids. NCBI's taxonomy places the organism in Eukaryota, Metazoa, Arthropoda, Insecta, Phasmatodea, Bacillidae. Gene Ontology annotation, cellular component: plasma membrane. The transcript is spliced from 8 exons. The record is from RefSeq and is a predicted model, not a curated record. Gene Ontology annotation, biological process: angiotensin-activated signaling pathway.